Ooceraea biroi (clonal raider ant) is the source of this 6535-nucleotide messenger RNA. RefSeq lists its product as uncharacterized. Gene Ontology annotation, biological process: microtubule-based movement. Gene Ontology annotation, molecular function: ATP binding; microtubule motor activity; microtubule binding. The record is from RefSeq and is a predicted model, not a curated record. NCBI's taxonomy places the organism in Eukaryota, Metazoa, Arthropoda, Insecta, Hymenoptera, Formicidae.
AUGAGUUAUCUGGAGAUAUAUAACGAAAGGGUGAGGGAUCUCCUGAAGCCGUCGACGAGUGCGAGCGGACUCCGAGUUCGAGAACAUCCUCGACUAGGGCCUUACGUUCAAGGAUUGACGCGCCACGUGGUCCGCACCCUGGGAUCGUUGAUGUCUUACGUGGAGGAGGGCACAAAGGCCAGGAAGACCGCGUCGACUCUUCAGAACCCCAGCAGCAGUCGCAGUCACGCUUUGCUCACCCUCGAUCUCUCCCAGGAGACGAGCGAGGCCGAGCGUCCUGGUGGUGGUGACACCACUUCGUCCUCCAGGAAGCAAGACACAAAUCCCCGCAACGGUGGCAGCAGCAGCAGGUUGCACCUGGUCGACCUGGCAGGCAGCGAGAGCGCGGCCACCUGCGGCGGCGUUCAUCGACUGAAGGAAGGCGCGAACAUCAACAAGAGCCUGGUGGCUCUAGGGAACGUGAUAUCCGCGCUCGUCGAGAGAGGCUCGACCGGAAGUGGGCCAGGCAAAAGAUACAUCCCUUACAGGGAUUCCUCGCUCACUUGGCUGCUGAAGGAUGCACUCGGCGGAAAUGCCACCACCAUUAUGCUCGCCACGAUAUCUCCGGCCAGCGGAAGUUACAACGAGACCGCGCACACCCUGCGAUUCGCGCAAAGGGCGCAGAGCGUGGUCAACCGACCGGUGGUCAACGAGGAUCCCGUGGCGAGACUCAUCCGCGACCUUAGGGCUGAGGUCGCCAGACUGAAAUCCUUAUUGUCGGAGAAGGACAUCGAGACAAAAGUGCCCUGUUGCUGCGGCAAGGCACAAGCUUCAAAGGAUUCGUCGACGGGUCCUGAAGACCACGAAGCGCAGGAAUCUCUCGGUACCAAGGAGUCCGAUCGCAAGGACGAGUCUGAGCGAUCUAAGAGCGAUCCUAGAUCCUUCGAGGUGUUUCCGAUCAGAAGAUUCAACUCCAGUGACAGCGUGACGACUUGCGAGACCGGCUCUUCGGGGUCCAUCAGAAAGUUCAACUCGUACGAGCACCUGCAAUCACCUGAUCGCUUCGCUGGCAGUUACAAUCGGGCGAAAGUCACCGAGAUCAACGACGAGGAAGACGAAGUCGUGGACGAGAUCAACGAGCCGGUCUUCGUCGACAUACCUACACUGGUGGCCGUGCUGAUCAAGCCGGACGACAGCCUGCACGAGUCCUCGGCGCGGAUCGAGGAGAUCUGCUCGGACGAGGUGCAGGACGACGCCGAUUUCAUCGAGGCCGGCAACGAGUACGAAGAACCGACGAGAAAGCUGGACGACGACGAUCGCAGCAACUCGACGAAUUCCUGCAACGUCCCGGACGAUCAAGAGAUCAACGAGAUUCAUCAGAUUUCUUCAGAAUGUUCUCCAGCAAAGGCAAAGUCUGUUGAGAGAGGCAAGUCGAGAGGUAAACUCAGCAAGCAGAGUUCCAUCGAUCUAUUGUCCAACUUGAAUGUAUCGCGGAAAUUUGGCUCCAUCGAGGGCAUCAGCAGGAGCAAGGAGCCAACUCUCGCUCUUCAACGAUCGCACACGAACCUGGAGAAACGGCCGGCGCUGCUCGAGCGCGGGAAGAAGCUCAACAACAUCCGCGAGAUCGACGAUCGCAAGGCGAGCGGCAAGUCUGGAGUCUGGAGGGCGAUCGGCAAUGUCGGCAGCAAGGACCACCUGCAGAGGAAGAGCAGCAACGAGUCCGACAAGAGCCUAAAGGAGUCCAACAGCAGCAGGGCAGCCGGCUACGCUCACAGCAUCGGCAGGAAGCCGAGCUUGGAGAGUCUGAAGAGGAAAACCAGCAAGGACAGCAGCUCGAGCAGCUCCAAGGAGGAGCAGAUCCUCAUUUCAAGCUUGACGCGCGACAAGUUGCUGCGCCGAAAGAACUCCUUGGACCACGAAGUGGCGGCUGCGGGUGGCGCGAGACAUCACACGGCCAUUCAGCGAGUGAAACGUGCCGAGAUCGUCGCGGCCGUCACCGAGAGGCUCUACUCCAGCAGGAAGCACACGGAGGAGAGCAACAUGGCGAGCAACAGCGCGUCGGGGACGCGUUCGCCACCGGAGGGUACCGACGUGAAGGUUACGACCGGCAGCAGCAGCAUCAGCAGUCUCACGGCGCGGUCGAGGCUGCAGGAGAUCUCUCGGAAGAUGCUGCUGAAGAGACGACGGAUCAACGUGGAGACGCAGACGGAGGCGGCGUCGACGUUGCGUUUUAGGGACGCGGCGAGCCUCACGGAAGAGCCCAAGGUGGUCCUUCAGGACGCGGCGAUGCUCACGGAUGAUCAUGCAGACUAUGUGAUGCAAGAUUCAAUUAUUGCCAAUGUCACGGAUCAUCGGCUGUCCGUCCUCAGGGUGAAGGACGCGGCCACGUUGACGGAUCGACGGCCGCGGGCGGACAUCUUCCGCUGCAAAGAUGCUGAGAGCCUGACGACCGAUCUUGACUUUGAGGAAUACGAGUCGCACUCGCCGCGAAAUGAUUCCGGGGUGCUCUCCGACGACACGCAAAACUACGCCGAGAGCAAUCCGUCCGAGGUGUCCGAGCACUUCUCCGGCCAUCCGGAGGGUGAUCGAAGGGUGUUGUGCACGGACAGCUCGACCAACACGUUCCUGACGUCGCCCGCGAGGAAUUCAGCGGUGCAAACGAGGCGUCCGGAAGUGAAGAUCGAUCAGUCGAAGGCGAGUUCGGAGAGUAGAAGCUGCGGUCACUGCUGCAGCUUGAUGCACGAGGCUGGCCAGCGUGCAUCGGCGAGCAGUCCCGAGAGAAACGUCAUCUCCAUAUCCCUGCCGGAUAUGAUCAGCAUCACUAUCGAGAGCACGAACGGAUUGGAGUCGAAGAUCGCGGUGGUGGAUGGCACCGAGGUCGCGGAAGAGAAGCCAAAGCUCUUCAACGACAAGGAAUCUCAGACGGACGAGUACGUCAGAGGCGAUGCUGAGAAAUCCUCUUUAACGGACCUCACGCUCAAAUCAACGGCUACUCAGGCGGACGGCAGAGUCUUCAGGAUCGAGAACAUCUUCGAGGAUCCGAAGAGCAAGAGCUGCCACGAAGCGACGGCUGAUCUGAGGCGGGAGGCUGCGACGAAAAAAUCGGUGACGUUCAGAAACUCCCUGGGAACUUCCUCGGUCGUCGGGACCAAGGAAACCGGAACGGAGACCGAAUGGGAAAGGCUGCACGAGGAUGCUUGUCACAGGAAACGGGCGAUUCUGAAAGACGGCUUGGCGCGGGCCUUUAUCGCCAGGAGACGCAGUCACAGCUCGAGUCCUAGAAGACCAACGCACAGACUCGUCCGUCGUGAUCUAUGGAAGAACUGGACCCUUCCAGGAAGAUCGUCGGGAUUUAUCGAUUACGGCAGAGAGACGAGAACUGUGCUCUCUUCCGGCCAACGGAACACUAACUUAGGAAUAAUUAAUAAUUUAUCUUCUAGGGAGAGCAACGAAUGUAUGUCCGUUGAUAAAAUUCCAAAAGAGCCGUCUCGCGAAUUGUUAAGUGGAACUUCCAGGAGCGACUUGAAGAAAACGAAAGUGGCUUCGACGAACAGCUUGGUGGAGUAUAAUUUUUCGGACGACAGCCUCGACGAUCACGAGGACAAUGUCGCGAGGAAAUUAACCGACGCGGAAACGACGAACUCACUUGAGAACCACGAGAACCUUUGUCCACCGGAUGUAGUCGCGCACACGAAGAGAGAAGCCUCGAAAUCGGCGAAUCACGUGGAUCUGGCCAACGUCGAGUCUUUGAUGGACGAUGAUUUCGAUGAUACUGAGGUGGAGUUCCCGAGGAGAAAAUCUACCGAAGUAUCGAGCGUGGAUCCAAUGCAGGAUUACAAGGCGCUGAUCUUGGGAUUGUCUUCGAACAUCGCAGACAGCGACUCCGAAGAAGAACUAAAUGCGAUUACGACGCCUGACAGCAAGAAGAAGGUCUCCUUCUCAGACCCCAGCAGUCCCGAAGAAAUAACUGACGUCAUGAUCAACCGCACGAUCCUGGCGCCGAAGCACGAUUCGGAGACAGCUUUAAAGUCCAUCAUCAAGAAGAUGAUGAAGCCGGUAGUGAGCGAAAGCUUGGACAUUCUCCAACCGAACCGAAUCGAGAUCAACCAGUCCUUGCAGCGAAAAAAGGUAGACUCAACAAAGAGCGAAGAAAUAUCAUCUACCAAGAAAGAUAAUAAAAAUUCUGAGGAUUCGAAAAAGCCAUUUGACAACAAAAAGGUGGAAUUUCCCAAUAAAGAUCGUUCGGAAGAAUCUUACGGCAAGACAAGUGGCAACAUCAGCGGGACCACCUGUUCUCGCCCAAUGCCGAAGAGGAACAUCUUCGAGGAGUAUCUGAACGAAGCGACGACCUUCAUGCGCAACAUGAACUCUAUCAACGAGUACAUGAGUGCCACGAGCGUGUUGGAGAGCUACGGGAAGCAUCGCAGGAAACGAGGAGCUCAUCGAGGGAACAAUCUUAGCGCGAAUAAAAAUCUCACGGAAAUUCGAGAGCGGAGGGUGAGCCCAGGAGAUGACGCUGAUGCGCAGUCGGAGCAGAAGGGAACCGCCGUCGAGUCCUACGAGAAAUGCCUGAAGAGCAUCAAGAGGCUGGAGGCGUGCAUCGACAAGGUUGGCAGGCACAAUCAGGUUCUCCGGGAUAGAUACGGUAUCGACGUCGAAUCUGCUGGCGCUAAAUCGGGUUUAGCGUGUUCCAGCCUAGAUUCCAGGAUGCCCGUCGUAAUGGACAACAGCGUGAUUCGCCGAUACGGCGACGCGAUUGCCGGAAACGACGUUGAGGGUCGAGGCGACGAGCUGAGACUCUCCAGGAUCUCCUCGCCCUCUUCGUCGUCCACUCAAGCCGAGGACACGUGGCGAUUCACGUUAAAUGAAAUGAACGGGUAUAAGAUGGCUUCCAAAAUUGAUGAACGUGAUGAUGGCAGCAAUGACGUCACGCCCGAAGACGAUCUCGAGCGCAGGAUCUUCGAUCAGCUGAUGUGCGCAGCUGAUUCCAGCUGCGAACACUGGAGCCAGAGGUUCAGUAAACCUCGACAGAGACGCUUCUGGAAAAGCGACUUCAGGUCGCGAAGCCCGACGACUUACUCCAAGUUCCGGGAGACUUUCCGGCGGGACGGCCGCGGAAUCCUUAAUUCCGACGAAGUUUCCGUCGCGGGAGAUUAUCCCGGCGACACCCGCGGAAUCGAGAGCAGCCCCUGGAGUUUACGGAGGGCGAGGUCGACGAAAGAAACCGGGAACGCCGACUCGAGGAUCUCGUCGAUCGAUCCCGCGCAAUUCCGCGAUCAACUAUUGCGGGAAACUGAUGAUCCAUUGGAGAUCAGGGUGCCGAUGGAGUACCACUGUCUAGCAGAUCCCGUGGAGUCGAUCGGGACAGAUCAGACUUCCUGUGCGGAAGAGGAGAUCGUGCGGAGAGACACGCAAGAAUCAAAAGACAGCUUGAGGAUCGAGUCGAGCUUGAAUCUCAGAUUCGGAGGACCCCUGAAUAUUGGAUUGAAAUAUCCUGGUAGUCCAAGGGCGAAAUUUUUGGAACUUCUAAGGGAGAGGAGGCGAAUCGUGGAGAACAGCAGAGGUACAAAUGCGUUCUGAGAGAAUGCUAGGGUGCUCGUAAAGCGCGUAAUUACGCCACGUAAAUUGUAAAUCUAUUUUUCAUGCGUAUUUUGUAUUUCGAUAAUUAAGGAGAGAAAAUUAUAAUAUAAUCGAUUUAAGGAUUGUAGAUGUUAAAUAUGAAGAGAUACUUGUAAAUAAUGGCGUUGUAAUAAUGUUCGUUUAAUGUUCUCUUAAACUCGUGGGAGAGCUUUUUGAUUUAACAAACUAAUUGUUGAAGCUGUACUUUUAGUUCAUAGUUGCGUUAAUGAUCAAAUAAUUAUGUGCGAAGUGUUAAUAAACUGUUGGCCGUAAAAAUAUGCGUUAAAUAUGUGUUUAAUUUAAUUGAGCAUCGUUGAAUUUUACGCGCGAGCUUUCACGUGUGAUAUUUAAUGUUUGCUUAAAUCUUUGGUAUUAUUAUACCAACGUUCAAUGUUGAAUAUUAAAUUUUGCGAAUUUUCCGAAUGCCAGGAAUUUUUAUUCAAACGUCAUUAACAUUUUUCACAUAUUACGAUCAUAUAAUUGUACUAACGCGAUAUUGUACAAUAUAAUAAAUAAUGUUCUGGUCAUUUUUUCAAACGAGCACUAUUGUCCAAUAUAAAUUUUUAUACUUCUGCCAUAAAAAUGAAUAUAAUAUUUCUAUAUCAUUAGUAAACUAAACAUUUAAUUUGUAAAAAGUAUAACGUGCCCUUAAAAAUUCUAUGAGUCGUGUGCUAUUCGUUGCAUCAAAAUGAAAAGGAAUUCAGAAUGAAAAAAUAACGGAUAGCGAAAUUAAAGAACCAUUUUCGAUCUAAUCGUAAGAAAUAAGUUAACCAUAAGUCCAUUUAAGACGCGAGCAUCGUGCGAAUCUUCAUGUUCAAAAAUGUACAAUACUAUGAAUUAUAUACUGUAUCAUUAAGAUGAGCUAAAGAAGUAAUUGCUGUAUCACUCGCGAUCGUCAUUAAUAAAGCCGUUUAAUAAAGACUAUUUUAUGAAAUAA